AUGACGUAUCCUGGCCAAAGCGGGUGCUGGCCUUAUGCCACAAACCCCCAAUUUGAGUCUUCCCAUUUGGGUCUUCAUAACCCUGGUGCCAGGAAAAACAGUGGAAAUAUGGAUGCCAGCAAAAGGGGGGAAAGAUGCCAAAAGAACGGAUCGGGUGACGACCGACCUCUCGUCAACCUUCAUGUCGGACACGGACUGUUUGGGAGUAUCCAUGGCGUCAGUAGAGGAGGCCUCAGCGCUCUCAGCACCAAGGUCGGCCCUCGUUCCGGGGACCAGAGUACUCUGCCGGGAAUCGAUACCGUGGACUCGACCGUGGGACCGAGAAGAUCCGGAGCCCUUAAAUCUAUAGACGGGUCAAACUCCCAGAGUCCCUGGUCCCGUCUCUGGCAUCAUCCCAUACAGAACUCCAGCCCCCGGAGAAAGGACCACUUUGGUGUUGACCGGCGUGGGCCUGGGGUGAAGGGAAACCUAGGAGUAGGAAUGGUUCCAUUUGCAACGUCCAGUUUUGUGUGGCUAUUGGACAUGGUGUCAGUGAACCUGCAUAAUGACUCUACUAUAACUGAGUUUGUUCUGAUGGGAUUCCCGGUUCCUGAGGAGCUACAGAUCAUCCUGUUCUUGGUGUUUCUAGCCAUCUAUCUCUUCACUGUGGUGGGGAACCUGGGAAUGGUUCUGCUGAUCAGGAUGGACUCCCGGCUUCAUAACCCCAUGUAUUACUUUUUGAGUGUCUUGUCUUUCCUGAAUGCCUGCUACUCUUCAGUGGUCACCCCCAAGAUAUUGGUGAAUUUUUUAGCGGGGAAUAAAUCCAUCUCUUUUUCUGACUGCGCCGCACAAAUGCUUUUCUUCGUAACUUUGGGAACCACUGAGUGUUUUCUUCUGGCUGCUAUGGCUUAUGAUCGCUAUGUGGCCAUUUCUAAUCCUCUGCUCUACAUGGCCGUUAUGUCACCCAGAAUCUAUGUGUUGCUCAUCAUUGGCUCCUAUAUUGGUGGCCUCCUGCAUGGCAUCUUACAUACAUCUGCCACCUUCAGUUUAUCCUUCUGUGGUUCCAAUGAAAUCAGACAUUGUUUCUGUGAUAUUCCCCCACUCUUAUCCCUCUCCUGCUCUGAUACGCACAUCAACGAACUGUUACUCUUUAAUGGUGUAAGCGCUAUUGAGGUGGUCACCAUCCUGAUUGUGCUCGUCUCCUAUGGCUACAUCCUGGCUGCCAUCCUGAGGAUCCGUUCCACUCAAGGGAGACACAAGGCUUUUUCAACCUGCACCUCCCACCUGGCAGGAGUAACCAUAUAUCACAGUACGAUACUCGUCGCGUACGUCAGACCCAUUUCAAGCUACACUCUGGAGCAUGGCAUAAUGGCGUCUCUAUUUUACACGGUUGUGAUUCCCAUGAUGAAUCCCGUAAUUUACAGUCUAAGGAACAAGGAUGUGAAGGAUGCUUUUAAAAAAGUUUUAGAGAAACAUUUUCAGUGA
Messenger RNA from Tachyglossus aculeatus (Australian echidna), 1464 nucleotides. RefSeq names its product olfactory receptor 1102-like. Gene Ontology annotation, molecular function: odorant binding; G protein-coupled receptor activity; olfactory receptor activity. Lineage: Eukaryota; Metazoa; Chordata; Mammalia; Monotremata; Tachyglossidae. The coding region runs from base 1 to 1464 and encodes 487 amino acids. Gene Ontology annotation, biological process: G protein-coupled receptor signaling pathway; sensory perception of smell. The transcript is spliced from 4 exons. Gene Ontology annotation, cellular component: membrane. The record is from RefSeq and is a predicted model, not a curated record.